Messenger RNA from Fimicolochytrium jonesii, 782 nucleotides. Its product is annotated as signal peptidase complex catalytic subunit SEC11C-like protein. The coding region runs from base 88 to 630 and encodes 180 amino acids. Gene Ontology annotation, cellular component: membrane; signal peptidase complex. Gene Ontology annotation, molecular function: serine-type endopeptidase activity. Lineage: Eukaryota; Fungi; Chytridiomycota; Chytridiomycetes; Spizellomycetales; Powellomycetaceae. The transcript is spliced from 4 exons. The record is from RefSeq and is a predicted model, not a curated record.
UUCGUCCAGACUCCAGCAACUCCUCAAACCGCAAACCAUCUUUGGCCCAAGAUUCCACCGUUGUUUGCUGCUCACAAUCACUCAAAAAUGGACAGCAUAAAAGCGCUCUCACGGCUAUCCGUCCGCCAGGUAGCGCAACAAGCCCUCAAUUUCUGCCUGAUCGUAUCGUCGGCGCUUAUGAUAUGGAAGGGUCUUUCGGUCGUAACAAACACCGAGUCACCAAUAGUCGUCGUACUUAGUGAGAGCAUGACACCGGCGUUUCAACGCGGCGAUCUUCUCUUCCUCACCCUCCCCUCCACCCCAAUAAACAUCGGCGACAUUUGCGUCUACAAAGUAGAAGGCAAAGAGAGUGGCAUUCCAAUCGUGCAUCGCGUGAUCCAAAUACACACGAAGGACAACGACACGCAGUACUUGCUGACGAAGGGGGAUCAUAAUCCGGCGGAUGAUAGGCAGGGCGGGUUGUAUGGGAAGGGGCAGAUGUGGGUGAAGAGGGAGCAUGUUGUGGGGAAGGUUAGAGGGUUCCUGCCAUACGUCGGGAUGGUAACCAUCCUGCUGAAUGAGUUCAAAGAGCUCAAGGUACUUCUACUCGUCGUCUUAGGGCUAUUUGUAUUGUUCUCGAAAGAAGAUUAGGUGUUCUGAUACCGCAUCAACGUGCUCAUGCCGGGUGAGAGCACUGCAGUUCUAUGGUAUCGUAACUCCAUCGAGGAGGUCAUGGCGAAGUACGGGUCCCGCAGAAUAGUUCUGAUUCGGUUUGUGAAAUAUCUACCGAACCCACGUUCAUU